Spirometra erinaceieuropaei is the source of this 266-nucleotide messenger RNA. The record is from the annotation of a GenBank genome assembly. NCBI's taxonomy places the organism in Eukaryota, Metazoa, Platyhelminthes, Cestoda, Diphyllobothriidea, Diphyllobothriidae.
AUGCUUCACUUUUCUGCGCAGUCUCUUUCGGGUUCGCGACUAUCUGCUGCUGAUGUCUCUGUGCCGGGGUAUCCUCGUCUCAGGCAAAUUCCUCAGAGGGAGCCUCCUGCCGUUGGCUUACUCACAAUGCUUAAGGAGUAUUGCUUCUUUACACAGUUCCCCGAUUCCAUUACAAAAACCGUAAGUCAGAACUUGGACUCUUAUGGUUCUAGUUUUCUUCAAGUCAAGCGACGAAACGUCCUCUUGAUCAGCAAAUUCUCGUGUAA